Exophiala bonariae is the source of this 1080-nucleotide messenger RNA. RefSeq lists its product as uncharacterized. Gene Ontology annotation, molecular function: triacylglycerol lipase activity. Lineage: Eukaryota; Fungi; Ascomycota; Eurotiomycetes; Chaetothyriales; Herpotrichiellaceae. The record is from RefSeq and is a predicted model, not a curated record. The coding region runs from base 1 to 1080 and encodes 359 amino acids. Gene Ontology annotation, biological process: triglyceride catabolic process. The transcript has a single exon.
AUGGUGGGUGUCAACGCCUUUUGGCACAGCCUGGGCUGCUGCCUGUUCAUUCAUGCUGUCUUCUCAACACCAAUACCCCUUCGAACAGGCCGCUCUACACAAUGGCCUAGUAGCUACGCAUCAUUGGGUGACUCCUACGCUGCAGGAGCCGGUGCAGGUUCCCCCGUUGUGUUUAGCUGUGGUCGCUUUUCCGGGGCAUAUCCGGUCAAGGUCGCCGGUGGCAAGCAAUUGAACAUUUCUCACGAAAAUGUCAGGUAUCUGGCAUGUGGGGGGAGUAAUGGCCAGAGCGUGCUGUUCCACCAAGUCCCGUUUAUUGGAAACUCAGACGUUGUCACCAUAACAGCAGGUGGCAACGAAAUUCAUUUCUUCAAUGUACUGAACGCUUGCGUUUACCACUGGCUUCCAUUUGCCGAUUGUGAAAAAGAAAUUGGGGAAGCAAGAGCCAUGGUUCAAUCACGGAAUCUCAUCAAUCAAAUUGAUACUGUCAUUGCGAGAUCUGCCAAAUGCAUGCAUCCCGAUGCGCUCCUUCUGGUCACAGGCUAUGCGAGGUUUUUCAAUGAACGUACUGAUCUGUGCGAUCACGUCACAUUCAGCAGGACAAGACCAUUGGACUAUCUCACCAAGGAAAAGAGGAGAGCAUUGAAUCAGUUGGUUAGUAUGUUGAAUGAUGUGAUCCGAGCAUCAGCAGAACUGCACGGCGUAGAAUACAUUGACAUCGAUCCCGUCUUCGAGGGUCACCGUUUCUGUGAGGAUGGUGUCCGUGAGCCUGAUAUUGGGCGAGAAGCAACGUGGUUUUUCAACCUACCCGCUGCCAAGUUUCAAGGAGAAGAGCAACAAGACGAACUGCGCUCGGCUUCAAUCAUCGCACCAAAGGUGAACAAUCUUCAGCACUUGGUGAAGUUUGGCCAGCUUCAGUGGGCGAUUUCAGAUGGAGAGGAUACAGAAAGUCGUCACACUCUGAGCUUCCCAGAUCUGGAAACAGUAAGAACAUUUCAUCCAACGGAAAUUGGCCAUCAAGCCAUUGCGGAUGUUAUUGUCAAAGCGAUCUUGAAGAGUAAAUUGGUUCUCCCAAGUGACUGA